Messenger RNA from Suricata suricatta (meerkat), 1847 nucleotides. It is a transcript of the gene PMM2, whose product is annotated as phosphomannomutase 2. Bases 85 to 825 code for a protein of 246 amino acids. Gene Ontology annotation, biological process: protein N-linked glycosylation; mannose metabolic process; GDP-mannose biosynthetic process. Gene Ontology annotation, cellular component: cytosol. Lineage: Eukaryota; Metazoa; Chordata; Mammalia; Carnivora; Herpestidae. The transcript is spliced from 8 exons. Gene Ontology annotation, molecular function: phosphomannomutase activity. The record is from RefSeq and is a predicted model, not a curated record.
GUGCCCCGGGGCCCGGGCCGGAAGUUCCGGCCCGGCUUCCUGAAUGCCAACAAGUCUCGGCCAGUGCGGGUGGAAACCGGGGAUAUGGCGGCGUCUGGCCCAGCGCUCUGCCUCUUCGACGUGGACGGGACCCUGACGGCCCCGCGACAGAAAAUCACCAAGGAAAUGGACAGCUUUCUCCAAAACCUGAGGCAGAAGAUCCGAAUCGGAGUGGUGGGCGGGUCCGACUUGGAGAAGGUGCAGGAGCAGCUGGGGAGCGACGUGGUUGAAAAAUAUGAUUAUGUGUUUCCAGAAAAUGGUCUCGUGGCGUACAAAGAUGGGAAACUCUUGUGUAAACAGAAUAUUCAAGGCCACCUGGGUGAGGCCCUGAUCCAAGACUUAAUCAACUACUGCCUGAGCUACAUUGCGAAAAUCAAGCUCCCGAAGAAGAGAGGCACUUUCAUCGAGUUCCGAAACGGGAUGUUAAACGUGUCCCCCAUCGGGAGAAGCUGCAGCUACGAAGAGCGCAUUGAGUUUCACGAACUGGAUCAGAAAGAACACAUAAGACAGAAGUUUGUUGCAGAUCUGCAGAAGGAGUUUGCAGGGAAAGGCGUCACGUUCUCCAUAGGAGGCCAGAUCAGCAUUGACGUCUUCCCUGACGGAUGGGACAAGAGGUACUGCCUGGGACACGUGGAAAAAGAUGACUACAAGACCAUCUACUUCUUCGGAGACAAAACCAUGCCCGGCGGGAACGACCACGAGAUCUUCACCGAUCCGAGGACCGUGGGCUACACGGUGACCUCGCCCGAGGACACGCGCAGGAUCUGUGAAGAGCUGUUCUCCUAGCGGCCCCUCCCCCACUGGCCGGCCUCCCGCACCCGCGCCCGGCCUGCUGGCAUGGAGGCCGAAGGCAGACCUCCAGCCAGGUUCUGUCCUGACCCGAGUCUCGGACCCUCCGCACGUGCAGUGGCGGCGCACACGGUGUUCUGGGGACCCAUCCUGGCGUUUUAGGACGGGACAGAACAGAUGUGCCCGGACCUUACCCCUUGAUGGUGGUGCAGAACACGUACCAGGCGUGAAUGUCUGGACCCCCGUGUCAGUGCCGCAGCAGGAGUGGGCAGUGAGAAAGGUCUAGACGUUUAUAGCCGUCUCUCCCGGGACUGAACUUUAAAUCACAUCCCCAAGUGCAGCUCCUGGCCACCUGGGGGGUGGUUUGAACCAAGCGCCCUGUGGUGGCCUCGCAGCACAGCGGUCAUGGAGCAUGGGGGCCCCCCAACUUCACUACACUCCGGGGACCCGCUGCUUCUCUGGGCCUCCGUGCAAGGCGGGCAGGCAGCCCUGCGCCCACAUGCGGGGCCAGGCCGGGUCGAGCGAGGACCCACCCCCCGCUGCACCUGCCGGCUCCCCCGGGGCCUCCCUACCGUCGCAUUUCUCAGGGAUCACAGAAGAGCCUGGAUCUCCUCAUGAACCCCCGUGGCCUCCCCCACACUGUGACCUGAGGGUGUGCCAGCCCGGCGACCCUCACCCCUGCUUCGGAUGUCAGGGAGUCGAAGGCAGCCCCGGGGCCCAGCGCACAGGCCCUCCGGGGGGGCCACUCACACGUCCCUUUUUAGAAUCUGGAUGCGCCAGGACGCACAAGCCCUCAGUCCACUCCAGUCCGCGGCCCGGGGCUUUCGUCUCUGCAGAAGCUGGCUCCCCUCAGCCUUCCCGGGGGGGCAGUCCACCUGGGUGACCACAAAGAGGGUGACCUGGCUCACCGGCUCCCAGGCCACCGCCGCCCCAUGGUACCUCUGUGGUUGAACUUUGCAAAUAAUACUGUAAUGACCUUCCACAAUGAGAAGUAGCAAAUUAAAGUGAUUUUACAGUUU